Messenger RNA from Pocillopora verrucosa, 1432 nucleotides. RefSeq names its product ficolin-3. The record is from RefSeq and is a predicted model, not a curated record. NCBI's taxonomy places the organism in Eukaryota, Metazoa, Cnidaria, Anthozoa, Scleractinia, Pocilloporidae.
AUGGGUUCUUCGGCAGUGUUGUCUCUUGUAUUGACAUUUUCUUUCGGUCUAGAAGCAGUGAAUUGUUUCAUGUUUCGCUCGAUAUCCAGUCAUGCAUUUAAAGGUCUCAUUUCGCAAACGCUGUUCGACUUGGAUUGGCUGAGUUGUUUAGAAGCUUGUAGCCGAAGUGAGACAUGCGUGUCUUAUAACUACAACUCGCUGACAGAUACGGAAGGAAGAGGAAGUGUAUGUGAAUUGAUCAGCGGAGGAAAAUAUCUUGGCGAGUGUGAUACGAGUCAUCUUGUGUACCAAACUGGUUAUGUGUUUCACAGAAUAAAACUCAGCAGUAAGGAAGCAAACGGAAUAGUGCCAUACAAAACUGCGGUGCAAGAUAAAGGCUUUACAGACUGCCACGAGUUGUUGCAAGCGGGAAGAACACAAAGUGGAGUCUACACAAUCAACCCUGAUGGAAAAAACGAGUUUGAAGUCUUCUGCGAUCAACAGACAAACGGUGGUGGGUGGGUUGUCUUCCAAAAGCGAUUCCAUGGCUUGGUUGACUUCUUCCGCGACUGGGCGAGUUACAGAGUUGGAUUUGGUAACUUGACAGGCGAGUUUUGGCUCGGUCUUGACAAAAUACACCGACUGACGUCCCUGAAACGGACUAUCUUGCUCGUAAAUCUGGGUGAUUUUAAUGGAGCCUCAGCGCACGCCAUGUACGACAGAUUUCAAGUGUCAAGCGAAGAAAACUUAUUCGAGCUUCACGACCUUGGAAAGUAUUCAGGAACAGCAGGUGACUCCUUGGAGUGGCACAAUGGUUUACCUUACUCCACCAAGGACCGCAAUAUUGGUGACUGCCAUGAUGAAGAAUGUGCAAAAAUGUACCACGGGGCGUGGUGGUAUGGUGACUCCAUUCGAUCAAAUCUUAACGGCAAAUACUAUAUGACACCGAUUGCGCCAGCACACGAUGGUAUCAUCUGGGCACAUUGGAGGGGAUUUAAUACCUCCUUAAAAUGGACAGAAAUGAAAAUGAGACCAUGCCUUGACUGAAUGUCGAUCAGCUAACUACGGACCCUACCCUACGAACACAUCUACACUAAGCCGGAUAAAUUAAAAAAGGGAGUCUUUAGUCUCAAAACGCCCUCCAAGUUUUCUUUCCACAAUACAAAACGAAUGAAAUAUUACAAACGAAUGAAAUAUUCACUGUUCAUACCAUGCCGGAUUUAUUGUAUAUUGAAGCACUAUCAGCAGAUAAGCUUGAAAAUAUCCCUUAGAAAUGCACACGAUGAGGGCAAAUAAAACAAGCAAACAACAAAAACAACAAAAAGCAAAAAUAGAUAAACAAUAACGACAAAACUGAUAGAAAGAGACAAAAGAUAACAGAAACAAGUAAACGAACUAAAACGUAAUACGCACAAUAAAAUAAAGGAAAAAAGAAAUAAAACGCAAAGAAUAC